AGACCGCAUCCGCUGGUCUAGGCUGUAGGAUGGUAGCGCACAGCAAGGUGUCAGCAGAUAAUGCAGUUGCAGCAGACCCAAGACGUCUACUCGACCCUCCGGCACGGGAUCGCUCACAGGCUCGAGGCUACCACGGCCCAGGCCGGCCCAGCACUGUGCAGGCACAGAGCAACACGCACUUCCGAACCUUUCGCUCGCAAGCGGAUUUUAGUAGCAUCACUCGAGCAAGCAGCCUGCUGGAUGCCUGUGGCUUCUACUGGGGACCUCUGAGUGUCAGUGCUGCCCACGAGAAGCUGAAGUCGGAGCCCGAGGGCACCUUCCUCAUCAGGGACAGCACACAAAAGAAUUGCUUCUUUGCCAUCAGUGUUAAGACUGCGACUGGGCCCACCAGCAUCCGGAUAAACUUUCAGACUGGACGUUUCAGCCUGGAUGGCAGCAAAGAGACUUUUGAUUGUCUUUUUAAACUGCUGGAACAUUACCUAAGCUCCCCGAGGAAGGUACUGGUUACCCCCCUGCGCAAGGUCCGUGUGCAGCCCCUGCAGGAG
This is a messenger RNA of Cariama cristata (Red-legged seriema), 545 nucleotides long. RefSeq names its product suppressor of cytokine signaling 1 (gene SOCS1). The transcript has a single exon. Gene Ontology annotation, molecular function: 1-phosphatidylinositol-3-kinase regulator activity. The annotation marks the transcript as partial. The record is from RefSeq and is a predicted model, not a curated record. Gene Ontology annotation, biological process: phosphatidylinositol phosphate biosynthetic process. Gene Ontology annotation, cellular component: phosphatidylinositol 3-kinase complex. NCBI's taxonomy places the organism in Eukaryota, Metazoa, Chordata, Aves, Cariamiformes, Cariamidae.